This is a messenger RNA of Aspergillus ochraceoroseus IBT 24754, 1479 nucleotides long. Its product is annotated as TDT family transporter. Gene Ontology annotation, biological process: sulfite transmembrane transport; transmembrane transport. Gene Ontology annotation, cellular component: plasma membrane. The coding region runs from base 162 to 1394 and encodes 410 amino acids. Gene Ontology annotation, molecular function: sulfite transmembrane transporter activity. Lineage: Eukaryota; Fungi; Ascomycota; Eurotiomycetes; Eurotiales; Aspergillaceae. The transcript is spliced from 5 exons. The record is from RefSeq and is a predicted model, not a curated record.
CGGCGACUGGCUCCAUCACAGCGCAGAGUAUGGAGUAGAAAUUCUCCUGGACCUGAUUUUCUUCAGGAAUUUUUCCAGUCGAAAUCUCUUAUAUGAUGGAAGAUUGAUCCCUAAGCGACUCGCGGAAUUCAACGUUGUUAUUUGAUUCAUCCCCUAUAACGAUGGCUUUACCCUUGGAAAUUCCCGGCCCUGGUGGUACUACUUGCACUCCAAUAUGCUCCAAGCAACCGGCGGAAAAGGGCCUCGGGAUGUCAAAUCAUGAUAGUGCCUGGCGUCAGAUUGUGCUUAAUUUUACUCCAGCCUGGUUUUCAACGAACAUGGGGACGGGGAUCGUCUCGAUUCUCCUCAAUACCCUGCCAUACAACGCGAGGUGGCUCUAUUGGAUAUCUGUGGUGAUAUUUGCCUUCAACGUCCUCCUAUUCGCCAUCUUCCUUGCUUUGACUAUCACGCGCUACGUCCUGUAUCCGCAUGUCUUCCACAUCAUGGUCACUCAUCCGGCCCAGUCGCUGUUUCUGGGAACUUUGCCAAUGGGGUUUGCGACCAUCAUAAACAUGUUUUGCUUUGUCUGCGUGCCUGCAUGGGGGGAAUGGGCUAGGUAUUUCGCAUGGGCAAUGUGGAUUGUGGACGCUGUCGUGUCUGUUCUAACUUGCUUCGGGAUACCAUUUGUGAUGAUGACCAGGAAAACAGAGAUCAGCUUGUCGUCAAUGGCCGCGGGAUGGCUGCUCCCAAUUGUCGCAUGUGUUGUCGCCGCUGCGUCGGGAGCUAUCGUGGCCGAGGUGCUACCAGAUCCACAAUAUGCCCUGGGGACUCUAAUAGCUAGCUAUGUUCUCUGGGGGGUCGGGGUCCCUCUUGCCCUCAUGGUGAUUACCAUCUAUCUGAUGCGGUUAUUCCUAUACAAGCUACCGCCCAAGGCUGUGAUUGUGAGCACCUUUCUGCCUCUUGGGCCUCUCGGGCAAGGCGGAUACGGGAUCCAGAAGCUCGGAAGCGUGGCGCAGACAAUCUUCCCCCAGACGAGUACGCUGUCAGCUGGGGCGGGGGAGAUCUUUUAUGAUUUAGGGUUUCUUGUCGGCUUGAUUCUCUGGUCAUUUGGCCUUCUAUGGCUAUUCUUCGCCAUCGGAUCAAUUAUACGAUGCAAGAAAUUUCCUUUCAACCUCAGCUGGUGGGCGUUUACCUUCCCGCUGGGUGUUUUUACUACCUGUACUUGCCAACUGGCACGCGACAUGCCCUCUAGAUUCUUUAGAGUCCUGGGAACGAUACUCUCCCUGUGUGUUGUCGUGUUCUGGAUCGUGGUUUCGGCAUUGACAGCCAAAGGCAUAUUUAACCGAAGCCUGUUUGUGGCGCCGUGUCUGGCAGACCUCCGUGAGAAACAACGAAGGAAAGCUCCGAAUAACUAGGUGAAAAACUGGCGAUUUGUAACCCAUCACAGAUACCUGAGCUAGAUCUCUUUUGCUGGUUUUGUGUUAGGGCUAGAUUUUAGAC